Messenger RNA from Alligator mississippiensis (American alligator), 706 nucleotides. RefSeq names its product mitochondrial ribosomal protein L27 (gene MRPL27). The transcript is spliced from 4 exons. The record is from RefSeq and is a predicted model, not a curated record. Gene Ontology annotation, molecular function: structural constituent of ribosome. NCBI's taxonomy places the organism in Eukaryota, Metazoa, Chordata, Crocodylia, Alligatoridae. Gene Ontology annotation, biological process: translation. Bases 35 to 478 code for a protein of 147 amino acids. Gene Ontology annotation, cellular component: mitochondrial large ribosomal subunit; ribosome.
UAGCGCGCGCCGGAAGCGGCAGCGCCGGGGCAAGAUGGCGGCGCUGGUGCGGCUGGGGCUGGCCGGGGCGAGCCGGCUGCUCGUGACUGCUCCCCAGGUGAGCGCAGUUGCAGCAAGGUGUGCAUCCAAGAAAUCCGGGACCAGCCCAAAAAACAAGGGUGGUCACAGAGUUGGGAAGCGGUAUGGAUGGAAGAAACUUGAUGGUGUCUUUGUUCACGCGGGGAAUAUCUUGGCCACGCAGAAGUUGAUUCGCUGGCAUCCAGGGGCUCAGGUGGGAAUAGGCCAUAACAAUACUCUGUAUGCUCUGGAGGACGGGAUCGUGCGAUACACCAAGGAGGUCUAUGUGCCACCCCCACGCAGCCGUGAGACCAAGCAGGUGAUCCGUCGCCUACCCAGGGGGGCCAUUCUUUACAAAACCUUCAUCAACGUCAUCCCUACUGAAGAAGUAGGCAGCUUCAAGCUAGUCACCAUGCUAUGAGACUGCUGCCUUGCAUUGCUGCUGGGGACAGAGCACUGUGGCAAAGCUGGUGCCCAGUCCUGGAUGUCUGGAGUCUUAGGAAAGGAUUGCUCUAGACUUGAAGAGACUUACAGGAGACUUCACUUCUUUGAUUCAGGACUGUUCUGGGUGCAGGUCUGAGCUAGAAGGUAAUGGGGUGCCUGAUGAUGCUUGUUGGAAUAUAUCUAAUAAACAUGAUGGAUUUUCUAA